AUGGAAAAUGGAGUUAAGAGGUGUGGACCACCUUCUAUGAGAGACUGGAGUGCUGUUGAUAAGUUGAAAAAGUUUCUGAUAAUCUUUUACAACAGCACUCUAGUUGUUUCUGCCUCAUCGAAGGUGAAUUCUUACCAAUGCUACGGUGAGAUUGUGACGAUUGAAAGAAACCUCACUGCACUGGUCAACAGCUUCGAUCCAGAGUUGAAGGUGAAAGCGUCAGAGAUGUUGCAGAAGUUCCACAAGUACUGGGAUGGUAUCAAGAGUGUGAACAAGAUGCUGAUCAUUGCCACAGUUUUCGAUCCAAGGAAGAAGAUGCAAUUCGCCAAGCUGUGUUUCGAGAAGCUCUAUGAGAAGGACAGCUUGGAGUCUAACGCAAUGCUGGAAUCUGUUGGUGAUCUUCUCAGAUACAGAGGGUCUGUUGCAGAAGCCUCGCAGUCAAAUCACGCAUCAUCAUCUCAGCCUCCUCCAGAGUCCCAAGAUCAAGGCACAGAUAGAAUGGAGCUGGUGGUUGAAGAUUUCGGGUAUGAGAGGAUGGACUGUGUGUACAAGGAACUGGUUGCUGAGAAGGGAGAGGAUACAAGAGAUGAACUUGAUGUGUACUUGAAGGAGGCAGUUGAAACUCCUAAGCUCUUGCUUGGUGUUGAGUUCGACAUUCUCUCUUGGUGGAAGGUGCACAAGAUGAAGUAUCCUGUGCUUGCUGAGAUGGCAAGAGAUCUCUUCGCCAUGCAAGUUUCUUCAGUGGCAUCCGAAAGUGCUUUUAGCACAAGUGGUAGGAUCUUGGAGCCAUAUCGAAGCUGCUUGACUCAUUACAUGAUCGAAGUUCUCAUGUGCACCGAGCAAUGGAUGCAUGCUGACAUCAAGGUGAGUGAGCAAGUGACUACAAAUGAGCAAAUGCUUGCUGAUGUGGAGAUGCUUGAUCGACUUCAGAAAGAGUUUCAAGCACAGAGGCUUGAUGAUUGA
Raphanus sativus (radish) is the source of this 963-nucleotide messenger RNA. RefSeq names its product zinc finger BED domain-containing protein RICESLEEPER 2-like. The record is from RefSeq and is a predicted model, not a curated record. Bases 1 to 963 code for a protein of 320 amino acids. The transcript is spliced from 3 exons. Lineage: Eukaryota; Viridiplantae; Streptophyta; Magnoliopsida; Brassicales; Brassicaceae. Gene Ontology annotation, molecular function: protein dimerization activity; DNA binding.